CAAUACAAGAGUGGCCCGUCAAUAUGCAGUCUAUAAUGGCUGCUAUUCCUAUCCUCACCCCCGGCAAGCCAACCAGAUCUUCGCCACGGACCUCGCUUGGUGCAACUCCCCGAACUGGUACACCGCGGCUUAAAAAGAGCACGCCGGGAUCAGCAACGCCCCAGUCAUUUGCGAAAAAGGGGGUGAAAAAUCUGCAAAAGGAGGAUGAAUAUGACAGCGAAGUUCACAAUGCGAGUGAGAUGGUGGGAGACUCAGUGCAGCUGGAACAGGACGAGGUGGUAUCAGCAUCUACUCCUCGUGCGACUAUCCGCUCAUUGAGCGCCGCCGUCAGCAGCAAAAAGGCAGCCGAUUCAGCAAGGCCUGCAGUUCGCACUGGACGCAUAUCAGAGAUUCUGAAUCGGGCAGAUAUCGGUGUAGAAGAGCUAGAAGAACCAAGAGAGCCCGAGGAGCCAGGGGACGAGGCUAAAAUGUACGAUUUCGUCGGCUUCUCGGGAUACCGCUGGGCUGGCGACUCAAUCGAGCUACAGGUAAAAUGGAAGAAAGAUGAAGAACAUGACAGCAGUGAGGAAUGGGAAGGCGCUGAAGAUUGGGAAGAGGGCAAAAUGACUUGGGAACCCGAGAGAAGUCUGCACGAAGAUGCCCCCGAGUUUCUCAUUAAGUACUGGCGCGAACAAGGAGGACGGCCCGAGAACCCGACAAACCCGGGAAUGUAUGAGAUCUUUGCCAUUCUCAAGCACAACAAGAACCGCACCAAACUGCUCAUCGAAUGGGUCGGAUAUGAGCGCUCAGAGGCUUCGUGGGUCCUCCGAAAGGAUAUUCCAGAAACAGCAAAGGAUAUCGUGGACGCAUACUUUGCCAAUUUAAAGACCAAGAGCAAGAAGAAGUGAGGCACCAAGGACUGACAGAAGCGUUUUUGCUUUCCUUUGUAUCAAUCAUUAUACAGCAUCAGGGUAUGAAUCGUGGACAAUUCUGGCUUGAAACAGAAUAUCCGUUGCGAACUAGUUUGUACAUAUACACAAGAUGGGCGAGUAAACCGGCCUGGGAGAAUAGCAUGAAGCAUGAGAGAAAGACAGGCCUACGAGUUGUAUACAUCAAUUAUUACUAUGAAGC
Messenger RNA from Trichoderma virens Gv29-8, 1110 nucleotides. RefSeq lists its product as uncharacterized. NCBI's taxonomy places the organism in Eukaryota, Fungi, Ascomycota, Sordariomycetes, Hypocreales, Hypocreaceae. The record is from RefSeq and is a predicted model, not a curated record. The transcript has a single exon. Bases 24 to 887 code for a protein of 287 amino acids.